AUGUUUCAACACAUUGGAAUUCGUACAAGGCGCUUACAUUUUCAGAACCUCUCUUUCGUCCUCGAGGGCAUUCACAAGGUCAAGUAUGAAGACCGUCCAGUGCCCGAACUCAAAGACCCCCACGAUGUGGUCAUCAACGUCAAAUUCACCGGUAUUUGCGGCAGCGAUGUCCACUACUGGGAGCACGGCGCAAUUGGCAACUUUGUUGUGAAAGACCCCAUGGUCCUGGGCCACGAGUCCGCAGGUAUCAUCAGCCAAGUCGGAUCGGCCGUCAAGACCCUGAAAGUAGGCGACCGCGUCGCCAUGGAACCCGGCAUUUCAUGCCGCCGCUGCGAGCCCUGCAAGGCAGGCAAAUACAACCUGUGCGAAAACAUGCGCUUCGCCGCCACCCCACCUUAUGACGGCACCCUCGCCAAAUACUACACCCUCCCCGAGGACUUCUGUUACAAGCUGCCUGAGCACCUGUCAUUGCAGGAGGGCGCACUCAUGGAACCACUCAGUGUUGCCGUGCACAUUGUCCGACAGGCGGGCGUGAGUCCCGGACAGACUGUUGUUGUAUUUGGUGCUGGACCUGUUGGUCUGCUUUGCUGUGCUGUUGCGACUUCGUUCGGCGCGGCAAAGGUCAUUGCAGUGGAUAUUCAGGAACAGCGAUUGGAUUUCGCGAAGGGGUAUGCGACUACGUCUACUUUCAUGCCGGGUAAGGUUGCUGCGACGGAAAAUGCGGAGCGUCUUAAGGCUGAGAAUGGUCUUGGUGCUGGCGCGGAUGUGGCUAUUGACGCUUCUGGCGCUGAGCCCUCUGUUCACACUGGUAUUCAUGUUCUUCGGAACGGCGGUACCUAUGUCCAGGGUGGUAUGGGACGCAGCGAGAUUCAGUUCCCUAUCAUGGCUGCUUGCUCAAAGGAGCUGAAUAUUAAGGGUAGCUUCCGGUAUGGAAGUGGUGAUUACAAGCUUGCUGUUGGCUUGGUUGCGUCUGGAAAGGUGGAUGUCAAGAAGCUCAUUACUGGCACUGUCAAGUUCGAGCAGGCAGAGCAGGCAUUCAUUGAGGUUAAGGCUGGCAAGGGCAUCAAGACCCUGAUUGCUGGUAUUGAUGAGUAA
This is a messenger RNA of Penicillium salamii, 1095 nucleotides long. The record is from the annotation of a GenBank genome assembly. NCBI's taxonomy places the organism in Eukaryota, Fungi, Ascomycota, Eurotiomycetes, Eurotiales, Aspergillaceae.